Trifolium pratense (red clover) is the source of this 2464-nucleotide messenger RNA. Its product is annotated as probable serine/threonine protein phosphatase 2A regulatory subunit B''delta. The record is from RefSeq and is a predicted model, not a curated record. The transcript has 13 exons. Lineage: Eukaryota; Viridiplantae; Streptophyta; Magnoliopsida; Fabales; Fabaceae. Gene Ontology annotation, molecular function: calcium ion binding; protein phosphatase regulator activity. Bases 373 to 1980 code for a protein of 535 amino acids. Gene Ontology annotation, biological process: protein dephosphorylation. Gene Ontology annotation, cellular component: protein phosphatase type 2A complex.
AAAUAAAAAAAAUACACAAAAAAGUAACGUAAACGUAACACCUCUACUUUGUGUGUUUAUUUUUCCAGUAUUAUUAGUAUUUGUUUUUUUUUUUCUCCCUCUCCUUCCAUUCCAUAAUCGUGUGGAUCUCUUCACAAAUUAUCCAUUUAUAUUUAUAUCACUCGCAUUAUUAUUCUUCCAUCCAUUUUUUUUUUCUUCUUCUUCCGAUCUAUAUAUCGUAAAUUCUCAAGAUCUAGGGUUCAUUCUCUGAAUUCACAGCUGUAAUCACAAUCGCAUUCCGAUUCCGAUAUAGAAUAUAAUCAAUGCACGCGUUUUCGAUCCAAAUGCAUUCUUAAACCUAAUUUACGAUUCGUUUUUCAUCAUUCUUCUUCAAUGGAGGUUGUUACCGAUGCGGCGUCUUUGGAUGUUGAAUUGUUGCAGCUACCAGAUGUAUCUACUUUGUUUCUUAAGUCUAAUCUCACCUUCGUUGAGACGCUUUUCGAUCAAUGGCUUUCGGUUCCUGAUAGCAAUCGUCUCGUAACAUCAUUGCUAAAUGAUGCAAAAUCCGGUGUUCCGUUGAAUGUCCCGGGGAAUUGCUCAAGUCCAAAUGCUUCGAGCAAUUCUUUGCCUUCUAUGUUUCCUGCUGGCACCGCACCACCUCUUUCACCGAGAAGUUCAUCCGGUUCCCCUCGCAUAUUGAAACAGAGAGUUGGACCUUCUAAUUUGGGUUCUUCUUUAAAAGUUGUUAGCGAGCCUGUUAGAGAACUUAUACCUCAGUUCUACUUCCAAGAUGGGCGUCCUCCUCCCAAUGAACUGAAAGAACAAUGCAUGCUUAGAAUUGACCAUUUAUUCCCUGAUCAGUCACAUGGGCUGCAGAUACAUGAAUUCAAGUCAGUUACCAAGGAAAUAUGCAAGCUGCCAUCUUUUCUUUCCACAUCUCUUUACAGAAAGAUCGAAAAUGGAGCUGGUAUUGUGACAAGGAAAGCAUUUAUUGAUUAUUGGAUUAAUGGCAACUUGUUGACGAAGGAUAUAGGGACCCAAAUAUACACAAUUUUAAAGCAACCACAGCUCAAUUACCUUACUCAGGAUGAUUUUAAACCUAUACUACGUGAGCUUUUGGCAACUCAUCCUGGGCUGGAGUUCCUGCAGAGCACACCUGAGUUUCAAGAGAGAUAUGCUGAAACUGUGAUACACAGAAUAUUUUACUACAUCAAUAGAUCAGGAACUGGUCGUCUUACCCUGAGGGAGCUGAAGCGUGGAAACAUAAUUGAUGCAAUGCAGCAUGCCGAUGAAGAAGAAGACAUCAACAAAGUUUUGAGAUACUUCUCUUACGAGCACUUUUAUGUUAUAUACUGCAAGUUUUGGGAGCUGGAUACAGAUCAUGAUUUCCUGAUAGACAAAGAGAAUCUUAUCAGAUAUGGUAACCACGCACUUACCUAUCGAAUUGUCGAUAGAAUAUUUUCUCAGGUCCCAAGAAAAUUUACUAGUAAAGUUGAGGGAAAGAUGGGAUAUGAAGAUUUUGUUUACUUCAUACUAGCAGAAGAGGAUAAAUCAUCUGAGCCAAGUCUUGAAUAUUGGUUUAAGUGUGUUGAUUUGGAUGGGAACGGAGUUCUAACACGGAAUGAACUGCAAUUUUUUUACGAGGAGCAACUGCAUCGAAUGGAGUGCAUGGCUCAGGAACCUGUGCUUUUUGAGGAUAUAUUGUGCCAGAUAAUUGACAUGGUUAAAUCCGAGAACGAAAGCUAUAUCACUCUGCGUGACCUGAAAGGUGGAAAGCUCUCUGGAAGUGUUUUCAAUAUCCUGUUCAAUCUAAAUAAGUUCAUGGCCUUUGAAACUCGUGACCCAUUUUUGAUUCGCCAGGAACGUGAGAAUCCUACGUUGACAGAGUGGGAUCGCUUUGCUCACAGAGAAUAUAUUAGGCUUUCAAUGGAAGAAGAUGUAGAGGAUGUUUCUAAUGGAAGUGCAGAAGUUUGGGAUGAAUCACUAGAGGCUCCCUUCUGACAUCUUCUAUUAUAUGAGAAAAGAUAUCAACGCCCUAGAUCGGAUGACUGGCCCUUGUGCAGAGACUAUAGAGUUGGUGGGUCAGCUUUGAGUCCAUACUUCGCCCCUGCAAAAUGGAAUGUAUUUUGGAUGGGUGCCGGUGGAAACAAAGAUAUCCAUAUCUGCUGGUAGUUACAGACAUUGGGACCUUUAUCAUGGAAGUUUUAUUGCUUGUACCAAUUGUCCAUGUAAAGUAAGGACAUUUGCUAAGCGACAAUUAGCCCCAAGUUGAAUUAAAUUAAAUUAAAUUGACAUCAUUUGAGUAUGUUGCCAUAAGUAACGAGAAAUUUAGAUGGAUUUUUGUUUACUGGUCGUUUUGUUUUAAUGGUCUAGUCACUUUGGCCAUGAUCAGUUUACUUGUAAAUUACAUUUCCAAUUUUUUCUGUAGUCAACUACUCAGGCCGUCAUUUGAUGAAUUCCCUUUUCGUUUUAGCCUUAAGGCCAA